AUGCGAGAAGCUUUGGCGGAAGCAGGCAAAGACAGGGCUAGAUUUGAAGAGAAAUUCAUGCCGAUAGGACUGGUACCUGACGUAACGGAGCCUUGUCCUAUACUAGUUGUCCAAGCGAAUCUGCAUCCGGACGGGGUGCUGCUAUCUGUCGCUGCAAACCACAUGGUUAUGGACGCAACUGGAAUGGGAACUGCGAUAGUAAUGUUCGCUGAUUGCUGUCGUCAAGUGGAACAGGGCAAGGACAUCGAUAUGUCAGUUUAUGCUGCUGAGCAAGACAUUGGCAAAGAAAUGCUCCUGUAUCGCUUGCCAGCUUAUAUUGGCGAAAGAGAAUUCUCCGAAUACCGGGUACACAAGGACCUUUAUGCCAAAUGGGAGAAGAUGACACAGAAUGUACAGAAUGAUUCUUUCUCCAUCCGCACGAAGAACUUCAAUAUCGCGGCAAAGGAUGUUAAUGCACUAAAAGGCUGCUGCAAUGAGCUCCUCCCGCAUUUACUUGUUGAUGAGGGCCACAGCGUUGGAGAGGAGGAAUCUCAUGACAGGCCGUGGGUUUCCAGCAGCGACGUGGUGAUCGCUCUGGUCUGGCUGUCACUGACCCGUGCACGAUAUCCUGGGCUGACGGCGGAUAAUUGCAACUCUCAUUCGAAGCGUCAAGCAGGAGAACCCGCAUAUGUUGGCGUCGGGGUGCCUGUCGACAUUCGUCAUCGCGUCACACCUCCACUUCCUACGUCAUAUCUGGGCAACGCAGCCAUCCUUAUGUUGGUCAACCAACCUCUCCAAACCUUUGCUUCCCACGAAUGGAUGAGAACACUCUGCCGUGUGGCGUAUGGUAUUCGCUGUGGGCUUAGUCGUAUGGACAAUGAUUACAUCCGGAGCCUUCUUCAUUAUGUCCAAAACGAAAAGUCUCCUGUCAUUUUCUCAUUCGACGUAGCCAAUUUCUAUGUGAGUAACUGGCGGGACAUGAACUUCUACAACGCCGACUUUGGAUCGAAGAUGGGGAGGCCUCAGCAGGUCAGGAAUCCUGACUCCGCCACUGAUGGAGUUGUCUUCAUUAUGCCUAAACGCCCCAAUUCAGAAUCCCCGUGGGAGGUUCAGGUAUCUUUUAAUGAUGAGGUACUACAGCGGCUAGAGCGCGAUAGUAUGUGGACGAAGUACAUGCUUCAGGACUCAUACUGGCCAUGA
Molecule: messenger RNA, 1179 nt
Organism: Aspergillus udagawae
Lineage: Eukaryota; Fungi; Ascomycota; Eurotiomycetes; Eurotiales; Aspergillaceae
Exons: 1
Coding region: 1-1179 (392 amino acids)
Source: RefSeq, a predicted model, not a curated record